This is a messenger RNA of Equus quagga, 2505 nucleotides long. RefSeq names its product actin beta like 2 (gene ACTBL2). The transcript has a single exon. The record is from RefSeq and is a predicted model, not a curated record. Gene Ontology annotation, biological process: cell motility; axonogenesis. Gene Ontology annotation, cellular component: NuA4 histone acetyltransferase complex; membrane; glutamatergic synapse. Gene Ontology annotation, molecular function: nucleosomal DNA binding; protein kinase binding. Bases 159 to 1289 code for a protein of 376 amino acids. NCBI's taxonomy places the organism in Eukaryota, Metazoa, Chordata, Mammalia, Perissodactyla, Equidae.
GUACCUGUAAAUACCUGUCAUCACAGCACAGGCUCGCCUCUCUGAAGGCAGUUCUGGAGUGGUUUCAAUCUGUUCAUUCUUUCUCUUUCACAUCCUAGCCUGGGAUUUACUCUAUAUUUAACUUCUGCUCACCUCUCUGGAAGAUUCUGGCCGGCGCCAUGACUGAUGAGGAGCUGUCUGCCUUGGUGGUGGACAAUGGGUCAGGGAUGUGCAAGGCAGGCUUUGGUGGUGACGAUGCCCCCCGAGCUGUGUUCCCCUCCAUGGUGGGGCGUCCCCGGCACCAGGGAGUCAUGGUAGGCAUGGGCCAGAAGGACUGCUACGUGGGAGACGAGGCCCAGAGCAAGAGAGGCAUACUGACCCUGAAGUAUCCCAUUGAACAUGGAGUGGUCACCAACUGGGACGAUAUGGAGAAGAUCUGGCACCACACUUUCUACAAUGAGCUCCGCGUGGCACCAGAUGAGCAUCCCAUCCUCCUCACCGAGGCACCCCUCAACCCCAAGAUCAACCGGGAAAAGAUGACCCAGAUCAUGUUCGAGGCCUUCAAUACACCUGCCAUGUAUGUGGCUAUCCAGGCUGUACUGUCCCUCUAUGCCUCCGGAAGGACCACAGGCAUCGUGAUGGAUUCUGGGGAUGGGGUCACGCACACUGUACCCAUCUAUGAAGGUUAUGCCCUGCCCCACGCCAUUCUACGUCUAGAUCUGGCUGGCAGAGACCUCACUGAUUACCUCAUGAAGAUCCUGACAGAACGAGGCUACAACUUCACCACCACAGCCGAGCGGGAGAUUGUUCGCGAUGUCAAAGAGAAGCUGUGCUAUGUGGCCCUGGACUUUGAGCAAGAGAUGGUCAGUGCUGCCACAUCCUCCUCACUUGAAAGAAGCUAUGAGCUCCCUGAUGGGCAGGUGAUCACGAUUGGGAAUGAACGCUUUCGAUGCCCUGAAGCCAUUUUCCAGCCUUCUUUUCUGGGCAUUGAGUCCAACGGGAUCCACGAGAUGACCUUCAACUCAAUCAUGAAGUGUGACGUGGAUAUUCGCAAGGAUCUAUAUGCCAACACGGUGCUAUCUGGAGGUAGCACUAUGUACCCAGGCAUUGCCGACCGGAUGCAGAAGGAAAUCGUAACCCUGGCACCAGGCUCCAUGAAAAUCAAGAUCAUAGCUCCCCCAGAGCGGAAGUAUUCCGUCUGGAUAGGAGGCUCCAUUCUGGCCAGCCUGUCCACAUUCCAGCAGAUGUGGAUCAGUAAGCAGGAAUAUGAUGAGGCUGGUCCUCCCAUCGUUCAUAGAAAAUGUUUCUGAAUGGGCUUCCACGCUAAUGGGCUUACAUUUUCUCUUUUUCUAGGUCAGAGUGAUGGUACUGCUUUAUCCACUUUCAAUUGAGUCAAGGUAAAUAGUCCACUCUUGCUAGUGUGUAAACCAACAAAAUCAUCUCCAUCCAAGGAUGGUGGCCUCCUGCUCAACUACCCACAUCUUGACCUCUAUCAACCUAAUUCUGAAACAUAUUCUAUUUUCCUCACCUAUAGAGUUCAAAGAAAUGUAGACCUCUUAAAUGAAAGUAAGUAAUAAGGAGUAAAAUCCUAAGAAAUGUCCUCUCAGAAUAGAUAACUAGAAUUUCCAAGCUGUAAAAACUAGUUCUUGCUUAAAAUAUUUAACAAUAGGCUGUACAACCCUGUAAAAAAUGUGUAUGUAUUUAACAAACAUAUCUUAUGAGUAUUUUCACUUUAUUUUACUAUUUUGUGUAGAUAUCAUGAAUUAUAAGGGUGAAUAAUAUCCAUAUGUACAUAAGUACCAGGGAAAUAAAAUAUUAUAUCUUGAAAUAUACUGAUAAAUCUGGCUCUCUGAACAGCUAAUGUGAAUUUCUUAACUCCUUAAGGGUAACCAUUUUAGUAGCUUCAUAUUUUAAUUGUUCCCCUUAUUAAAUAAGCAUAAUGAAACAGCCAACAUUCCAUUAACGUUGUUUAUAAAUCAACUCAAAUUCCAGCUCAGUGUGGAGUUCUGCUUGUCAAACACCUAUUUUAAGGUCUUACUUAUUGAACUUCAUUCUACUUGUAAAACAGCAAAGCUACAGAAAACGCCUAACCUUUAAAAUAGAGAGAUAUUCUAAUAUCAAAUUCAUGUCAAUAUGCUACAGUUUGAUGAGAAUAAUUUUAUCUCUAUUUCUCAGCAUAAUAACACAUCUUGAAUAAUUUCCAUAGGCCAUGAUUUUGGAUAUUUCUCUUAUCAAGGGUUUCACUGUGGGAAAACAUAGCUGCAGCAUCUUUGUAAAUUAUAAAUUCUAGCUCCAGUAUAGUGAUUCCAAUUUUAUUCUUGGAAAUAUUUCAGAAUAAUUCCGAUUUAUUACAUCUAGUAGUUGGCAAUACUUCCUUAUGCAAAGUGUCUCUAAGACACUAAUAUCUUAGAAAAUAUCAAUGUAUCUUCCUUUAAUGUUUAAAAUUUUUUAAUGAAUUCAAUGAUGAUUUUCAACGUACUACUGGAUCUAUUUGAAUCUAUGCUGUGAUUUUUUAUUAUCUAGAUA